GAUUGCAAAUUUGUCGAAUUGCAGUCAAUAAUAGUGUCAUGUAUGGAGAAUGCGCGAGGUGAUAUCGCAUCGAGAAUCGUGCAGCGAAUGGCACAUAAACGUGACGAUUUCUCGCAGUUCGUCGGCAAUCUGAACCAUGAUCAAAUGGCCGAUCUGGUAUCAUCGGUAAAACAGUUGCUGAGCGAUGUCGUCAAAAAUAUCAGUUAUCCUGAAAAGGCAUGUGAUUUUCUUAUACCGUUAACUGCGCCCAUUGCUCAAUCAGUCAGCCGUUUUCGGGACUUUCAGAUUCGUGAGAUAUCGAUUCAAUUUGGUAUUGAUCAAGUACCGAGACGUGGAUGGGGAUUCAAAGCGGAUUUCUUUGCCGUGAUGGCCAAUGCUUUAGCGACCGAGUGCGUGUUCUUGGAUGGUGCCGCUCAUCAGCCAACUGAAACCAUCGAAGCGUGGGCUGAACUCGUUGAAUUCAUGUUUAGUAGUGUCCGAGAUGGCUAUUAUCAACAGGUGCGUACAUUAUUGUGCUUGAAUUUACACUGA
Anisakis simplex (herring worm) is the source of this 531-nucleotide messenger RNA. The record is from the annotation of a GenBank genome assembly. Lineage: Eukaryota; Metazoa; Nematoda; Chromadorea; Rhabditida; Anisakidae.